Trypanosoma grayi is the source of this 1344-nucleotide messenger RNA. RefSeq lists its product as hypothetical. The record is from RefSeq and is a predicted model, not a curated record. The coding region runs from base 1 to 1344 and encodes 447 amino acids. The transcript has a single exon. Lineage: Eukaryota; Euglenozoa; Kinetoplastea; Trypanosomatida; Trypanosomatidae.
AUGUCAUGCAAAGUUAAUGAACAGUUGGAUGAGCUUCGACUUGUUGCCGAUAUUUUAGACACACUCGCAAAGACAGAACAAAGAUUACGCCCAGAUCAAGUAACUCCUAUAACGGAAAGGAUCCGACGUGCCGUGGAGAAUAUAGAAAAGUCAUCUACAGAGAAGAGGCUACAGGUAUACAAGGAUUUCAGUGAAAGGGACCGUUCCCGGCGUGCUGACGGUUUGCCUGAUAUACCUCAACAGGGCAGGCAACCAUCUGCCCAAUGCCGUGCAAGUUCAACAAAAAAAUUUGUAGUUACAAAACCUUCAAGUAUCAGCGCAUUUCCCGUGCCAAGAGCAAAAUGCCCACAGGGGCAACUAGCGGUAUCAAAAGAGGUUUCACGCUACCUGGCUUGUACGUUGUAUAAUAUUCUCGAAGGCGCAACAAGGCUCCUAAAAGCGUCUACAGCACAUAUUUUUGUUCGUAAGGGGGAUGAAAUGGUAUCAAUUGCCAACUGUUCUGCUAAGCUUUCCUUUCCCCCACAGUUAGUUCGUCACAGGUGUUUGGGGUCCGCGGAUGCGGAAGUCUUGGCAAGUGGAAUCGCUUUUAACCAGCAUAUCACAGAUGGUUCGAAAACAACAUCGAGUUUGCUUAUUUUCCCUGCCCUUGCCCGUGAUCCACCGUUUGCAGGGGCUUUGGCCGUGGUUCAUGUGGAGAAUAAAUUGCAGGGAAGUGUGACAUUUGAUGGAGCGGAUGAAGGAAUUCUCCUUACAGCUGCUCAAUUAGUUGGUGAGUUGAUGUCACGUUUCCCACAAAUGGAUUGGAUUGUAAACUUCUAUGACCCUGCCACGCAACAUAUUUUAGCUCCUUUUGAACCCCGAAAAAGGGUCCCCAUGUCACGUGGGAUGACGUCUCGGGACCAACAGGCAUUUAUUACGGAAACACCUAACGAUGCUGAAUUAAAUUCAGAUGCCAUCUACUGGAGAAAAGUUGAGGAAUAUGAGUCGCCACUGUUGAUACGACGGGAAGUUCUGCCCCGUUUAGCUUCUCAAAAGCCUUUAGCCCAGGGCCUUUCGUCGGUUCCCACCUUACGUGAGGUUGAUGCUUAUGUAGAGAAUAUCCAUAGCUGCUGGAAGCGUAGUGUAUCCAGCAAUGUUGCACUAUCAGAGGAAGAACGUUCCAACCAGAUUGAGUUGAAGGUGGCACGCCGUGAGUUAACUCGAAUGAAGGCGCUUUACGAAGAUGCUGCAGAACAAUUGCGAUUAUAUCGUCUGGAAGGCCGAGACUACGAAGAGGAGUUUCGUAGCAUCAAGGGGGAGCUUGAUGCCUAUGUACGAAAGCGUGACAAAAUGGACGUUCUGUAA